Messenger RNA from Mucor mucedo, 804 nucleotides. RefSeq lists its product as uncharacterized. The transcript has a single exon. NCBI's taxonomy places the organism in Eukaryota, Fungi, Mucoromycota, Mucoromycetes, Mucorales, Mucoraceae. The record is from RefSeq and is a predicted model, not a curated record. Gene Ontology annotation, biological process: SCF-dependent proteasomal ubiquitin-dependent protein catabolic process. Bases 1 to 804 code for a protein of 267 amino acids. Gene Ontology annotation, cellular component: SCF ubiquitin ligase complex.
AUGGUGACGUAUCGAUCAGCCCAUUAUUUAGGUCAAUGUCAGAAACUAACAAGACUAUCGCUGGAAUCGUGUCCAAACUUGACACCUUGGGCACUUUUGCCGUUUGCUCAAUUGCAUAUUGAAUAUCUUGACCUGUCUGGUUGUAAAUGGCUAAAUGUUACAGAAACAGCUUAUGACUUAUGCUCUUUCGAACAUCUGACAAACCUCAAUUUGGUUUGUUGUGACACCAUUUCCAUGGACUUUAUCAAUCACUUAACAGCAAAUGAUCGCCAUCAUGGUAAUCCGUGCCUGACAAAGUUGCAAGAUUUCUCGAUUACAGGUGGUACGAUUAUCGAGGAUAGUGUGAUUAUCCCAUUUAUAAAGACCCAUCCCAAUAUUCGAGGCUUGUUUUUAUUGGAGUGUGCUAUUACGGAUAGAACACUAGAUGCAAUUUCAAGAUAUUUGCCAUAUUUAUACAACUUGGACGUUUCUUUUUGUGGAAAGCUUACACAAAGAGGUGUACGAAAGCUUGUGUGUAAAUGUCCCAAUUUAAGAUUGCUUGGUCUGAAGGACUGUGGUAUGACCCAAACUGAUUUUCCAGAAAUUCCCAGUUCUGUGUUCCCCGCCAACACCAAAAAUUAUCCUCACAUAAAUACAUUGAGUUAUGAUGCAUUAGAACAUAUUCGGGAUCGGUCUCAUGAUCAACAACAGGAGCAAGAAAAUAUGGAGGAUGCUGAAAUGACAGACAGUGUCGGUAGAGCGAUAACUGAUGACAGUGUAACAGAAAGCUACAAUUAUAUCCAACAAUACUUAAAUGCUGGUUGA